AUGGCCAGGGACAGGCAGGCGGACGCGGAGCGCGGCAAGGACAGGCGCAAACGGCGCCGGAGCCCCAGUCCGCCGAGGGAGAGGAAGGAGAGGCGCAAGGAGCGGGACGACCGAGAUCGUGAUCGGGCGCGCGAUAAGGAGCGCGAGCGGGAGCGGGAAAGGGAGCGGGACCGUGGCCGCGAGCGCGAACGCGAGCGGGAACAGGAGAGGGAGAGGGAGCGAGAGAGGGACCUCAGGAGGUCGCCCAGACGGGAAAGGGAAAAGAAGAGGAAUCGGUCAACGUCCAGGUCACGCACCAAGUCGCGCCGAAGCCGGAGCAGAAGCCGAACGCCUGAGGGACGCCACAGGAAGAGGCACAGGAGGGAUGUGAAAGAUGAUGAAGAGGACAAAGAGGUCGCUGUUGACUUCACAGCAGAUAUCACACCAGAAGAGAUGCAGAUGAUGCAGGCUAUGGGAAUCCCCUUUGGUUUUGACACCACCAAGGGGACAGAAGUGAAGGACAGUGCAUCCAAUGCCAGCAGUGUACGGGUGAAGAGCAUGCGACAGGCCAGGCAGUACAUGAACAGAAAGGGCGGUUUCAACAGGCCAUUACCUGCAGAAAAGACGAAUGAGAAGGUCAUCAGGGAUUGA
Ostreobium quekettii is the source of this 630-nucleotide messenger RNA. The record is from the annotation of a GenBank genome assembly. Lineage: Eukaryota; Viridiplantae; Chlorophyta; Ulvophyceae; Bryopsidales; Ostreobiaceae.